UAGAGCACUUUUAUUUUGAUCCCCCUUAAGCUCUGUUCCAAGCUUACAGACACUUCAUUUUUAAUCAUCCUGACUUUGCAAAACCCUCGGGAAAGAGCCAGUUUCACUUGGGAGGCCGCAAGCACCGAACGUAAAAACGAAGCUCUGGUCACUCACGAAGCGUGAUUAGCAUACUCAAUGGCCGAUUCUGGCUUCACUAGUAACAGGAGGGAUCCCAUUAAGUCCUCAGUUGGGAAUGCCGCGGCUAGUAGGAGACGACAGCAUGCAGUCACAGUGGGGAAAGAAAGGAGGGAAUCGCUGAUGCGCGCGAAAAGAUUCUGUAGGGUGGGCAUUGAUGGCGGCGAUGGCGGUGAUGGCGAAGUUUCCGUUGACAGUGACAUGUUAAUUGAAGAAGAGCAAUCCAUUUUGGAGUCUCAGACUUCAGCGGCAGUGGAAAAUUUGAAAUCUGCCAUUGCUUUUCAAGGGAAGGGUGCAGUGAAGAAAAGAGUGGGGGCUCUUCAAGAGUUAAGGCGUUUGCUGUCAAGAUCUGAAUUUCCUCCUGUUGAGUCUGCUAUUAAUGCUGGAGCUGUACCCUUGCUUGUGCAGUGUCUUUCAUUUGGUUCUCCAGAUGAACAGUUGCUUGAGGCAGCUUGGUGUCUCACAAAUAUUGCUGCAGGGAAUCCAGAAGAAACAAAAGCUUUGUUGCCUGCAUUGCCCUUGCUUAUUGCUCAUCUUGGGGAAAAGAGCUACCCACCUGUUGCUGAACAGUGCGCUUGGGCGCUGGGAAAUGUGGCUGGUGAAGGUGAAGAGUUGAGGAAUGUUCUGCUAGUUCAAGGGGCAUUACUACCUCUUGCAAGAAUGAUGCUACCAAACAGAGGUUCAACUGUUAGAACAGCUGCCUGGGCUUUGUCAAACCUAAUCAAGGGCCCAGAUCCUAAAGCUGCUACAGAACUCGUUCGUAUUGAUGGAGUAUUGGAUGCAAUCAUUCGACAGUUGAAGAAAGCGGAUGAUGAAUUAGCAACUGAAGUAGCAUGGGUGGUUGUUUAUCUAUCAGCACUUUCAAAUAUAGCUACCAGCAUGCUGGUGAAGAGCAAUGUACUCGAAUUGCUUGUACAUAAAUUAGCUACAUCAAACAGUUUGCAAUUAAUGAUUCCGGUUUUGCGGAGUUUAGGUAAUCUCAUUGCCGGUGAUUCACAUGCAAUUCCUGGACUUGGCAUUACAGAUAAUGUGAUACAAGUUCUGGUAAAAUGUCUGAAUUGUGAAAACAGGGUCUUAAAGAAGGAAGCAUCCUGGGUGCUGUCUAAUAUAGCUGCUGGUUCUGUUGAGCACAAGCAGUUGAUAUAUUCUAGUGAGGCAGUGCCUGUGCUAUUGCGCCUUCUUUCUGCUGCUCCAUUUGAUAUAAGAAAGGAAGUGGCUUAUGUAUUGGGCAACCUUUGUGUUUCCCCAACUAAAGGUGAUGACAAGCCAAGUCUGAUCCUGGAGCACCUGGUUUCACUUGUUGAAAAAGGAUGCUUGCCAGGUUUUAUUGAUUUAGUUAGAUCAGCUGACAUCGAAGCUGCAAGGCUAGGACUUCAGUUCAUAGAGCUUGUUCUGAGGGGGAUGCCAAAUGGUAAGGGUCCAAAGCUUGUAGAACAAGAAGAUGGGAUUGAAGCCAUGGAAAGAUUUCAGUUUCAUGAAAAUGAAGAUCUGAGAACUAUGGCAAAUACUCUAGUUGACAAGUAUUUUGGAGAGGACUAUGGGCUUGAUGAAUAGUAGGUGUCAGAAUAGCGAGAUCCACUCUUGUUUUUGUCCUUAUAAUGCAUGCUUUGCAUCAGCCGCAUGUCAAAUAUGGAGCCUUCAGUUUCAUGAAAAUGAAGAUCUGAGAACUAUGGCAAAUACUCUAGUUGAGAUUGCUGAUUGCUGAUCAUUCAUUAUUGAAGGCCAAUAGGAUCUGUAUUGGUGUUGAGGUGUUUGAUAAAAUUAUCUAGGGCUUGUGCUUGUACACUUUCCGUGGCCCUUUUUGUGUGAGUACAUACACGAUAGACUGAAAUGUAAAUUUUUGUUUGUAAUUCUGUUCCAGUUCUCUUUGCGUUAUAAUUUAGUACCUGCAAAAGAUGCCAGUUACCACUAAGUGCUAUUUCCCCCC
This is a messenger RNA of Glycine soja, 2104 nucleotides long. Its product is annotated as importin subunit alpha-9. The record is from RefSeq and is a predicted model, not a curated record. Gene Ontology annotation, cellular component: nucleus; cytoplasm. Lineage: Eukaryota; Viridiplantae; Streptophyta; Magnoliopsida; Fabales; Fabaceae. The transcript is spliced from 11 exons. Gene Ontology annotation, molecular function: protein binding; nuclear import signal receptor activity. The coding region runs from base 178 to 1731 and encodes 517 amino acids. Gene Ontology annotation, biological process: NLS-bearing protein import into nucleus.